UGGCCCCUGGUUUUGCUUCUUUAAUUUUCGACUUCUCCCCCACCAAUACCAUUCUCUCUCUCUCUCACUCACCACAAUUCCUACAUGCCUUCGCUAUUAAUUAAUAUAUAACCUAUAUUAUAUAUACAGAUUCAUUUAUAUAAUAAAUACUCACUCAUAUAUAUAUAUAUAUAUAUAUAUAUAUAUCCCAUCCGGCCAUCAAUCUCUGAGGCUAAUGUCCUUUCCACAGUAAACCAAAUCUCAACAUUUUCCUUCCUCUUUAUAAAAAAACGACCCAGAAAUCAUUUCUAAUUCCGGCCAAUCCCAGUGAGGCUGAACUAUAUAUAUAUACAUACUUGACUGUAUCUGUAUGAGGGUGGAGGCGAGGGAGGGCGAUGAAGAAGUGCAGAAUGGGAGCGAGUUGACGUCGGAGAAGAAGCAGAAUAAGAAGAGUAAGAAGAAGAAGAAGAAUAACGGCGGCAGCGACGAGAGGGAGAAGAAGAAGAGUAAGAACAGGAAAUCGAUGCCCAACGUUGUUCAGGAGCUCUUCGAGACGUGCAGGCAGGUCUUUAGAACUGGCCGCGCUGACUACAUCCCUCCUCCUGAAGACAUUCAACGGAUACGCCAUGUCUUAGACUGCAUGAGCCCACAAGAUGUGGGGCUGCGUCCAGACAUGCCAUAUUUCACCGAAAAUGAUCCGACUGAAGGAGCUCCUCCAGUAACAUACAUACAUGUCUACGAAUGUGAAAAAUUCUCGAUGGGGAUCUUCUGCUUGCCCCCGUCUGGUGUUAUCCCCCUUCACAAUCACCCCGGCAUGACUGUUUUCGGCAAGCUGCUUUUUGGGUCUAUGCACGUCAAAUCUUAUGACUGGGUGCAUGCGAAUAUCAGCUCCUCGACUUAUUCCCGACAGCCUGGGUUGCGGCUGGCAAAGGUGCAAGUGGAUUCACAGUUCACAGCCCCCUGCAGCCCCUCCAUACUGUAUCCAGCUGAGGGGGGCAACAUGCACUGCUUCACUGCCUUGACUUCAUGUGCAAUAUUGGAUGUUUUGGGUCCUCCCUACUCGGAUUCCCAAGGCCGCCCGUGUACUUACUACCAGGAGUGUCCCUUAGCGAGUUUUCCUGCAGGUGAAACAGGGCUGUUGCCAGACGAAGAGGAAGGACAUGCAUGGCUCGAGGAGUGGGAGAAACCUGAAAGCUUUGUUGUUGUUGGAGAUGACUAUAGAGGCCUGGAAAUUGUGGAGAAUUAAAUUUUCAUGCCUUAUUACUUUUUAUUUUUAUUUUUUAUUUUUGGUCCAGAUAGGGGAUGGAAUUGAAAUGAAAUUUCACAAAAGGGUACAGAGAGCUCUAUGCUAUGUAUAAAAUAUUAUUUUCUUAUUAAACACUACCAAUCAGUCAUUGUCCCCAAAAUAGACAUGUCAAUAAAGAUCGUCUCUCAGCCCAA
Messenger RNA from Malania oleifera, 1419 nucleotides. Its product is annotated as plant cysteine oxidase 2-like. NCBI's taxonomy places the organism in Eukaryota, Viridiplantae, Streptophyta, Magnoliopsida, Santalales, Ximeniaceae. Gene Ontology annotation, molecular function: oxidoreductase activity, acting on single donors with incorporation of molecular oxygen, incorporation of two atoms of oxygen. The record is from RefSeq and is a predicted model, not a curated record. Bases 350 to 1225 code for a protein of 291 amino acids. The transcript is spliced from 5 exons.